AUGGCACCCUUUCCUACCAAACUUUCACUACUCACCUUAAUACUUUACUUCUCGUGGGCACAAUAUAACCCUAACCACCACCACGUGAAUGCUUUAAGAACAUCCGGAAAUGUCACAACUGAGAAGAAAAAUCUUCUAGACGCAGGUGUAAGAACACUAAAAUCCAAGUGGAGUAAUGAUGAUGGUACAUCAAACAACAACAACAACGAUGACGACGUCGUCCCUUUAAGGACGGAAAGAAUGGGCGUCCACUUUGAUCAGAACCAUAAAAAUUUAUUUCACCGAUUCCAUGCAGCAAAAAGUGGUAACAAUGGUAACAAUGGACUCCCCAAAAUGGAUAAUAAGGGUGCUUCCUAUCACCCUUUUUGGAAGAACCGCCGCCGUUGCGAUGCAAUAGACCGCUCUUUGGACAGCAGUUCCAUGGAAAGUGUUACUUCCAUAUCAACAAAUAACAGUAGCAGCAGCCGUUUCUGCUCUUUGGACAGCAGUUCCAUGGACAGUUCUGUGGACAGUCUCUUUGAGGAGCGAAGUGAUGACUAUCAUUAUGAUGAUUAUUCAACACCACAUAUAAAAAAUGUAAAAGCAAUUAAUAGAAGAAGAGAAGUGUUAUUCCAACCUAGGGAAUUCCAUCCCCCAGGGGAAUUUCGACCUAGAGGAUUUUUUAAUAAAUUGUUGUAUGCUAUAAAAAGAAGAGCGACAAGACGAGCAUUGUCACCGUUCUUGUCAUCACCACUCGUAUUGACCCUUUCGAUUUUAUAUGUAUUAGCUUUGUGUUGUAUAGGUGUGAUUGUGGUCCUUUCGGUAGGUGGUCCACCACUACCAUACUCGUGGCCCCUUUGUGGUUUUGCUAUUGUUGCUUUUAUGGUAUGUAUUCUUUUCAGUGUACGAUUAGCGACAAAAUGA
Messenger RNA from Plasmodium coatneyi, 903 nucleotides. RefSeq lists its product as uncharacterized. The coding region runs from base 1 to 903 and encodes 300 amino acids. NCBI's taxonomy places the organism in Eukaryota, Apicomplexa, Aconoidasida, Haemosporida, Plasmodiidae. The record is from RefSeq and is a predicted model, not a curated record. The transcript is spliced from 2 exons.